AUGAUAAACCAAUUCCUUCCGAAUGAUGAAAAUAGUUUUUGGGUUGAUAUUCAAUAUGGAAAAUAUCAAAGAUACAUUCCAAUUCUUCAUUAAGAAUAACAUAAAACUGAUUAAAGUGUUUUUAAAUUUAAUGACGUUUGGGAAAUUUCUUUUGUUUUGAGUUGUGCUAAAACUCUAACAAAUUAUCUUGAUGAUUUAUAAAAAUUAAAAUGGGAAAAUGAUGCUUAAGAUAAAGAAGUACUUAAAGAUCAUCUAUUAAAAAUAUAAACAACCAAGUAAUGCAUAGAAGAUAUAAAUGAUUUUUGUAAUAAUAGAUUAUAUAACUCAACACCUGAGUAGAAAUAUGGGACAAUCAAUCCAUUUAGACAAAAGUUAUUAAAGGAAUAAUAUUAUAUUGACUUAUUAGUCAAAAUAUUGGUUUAACAGCUAAAACCUGAAGACCUAGUUAUUUGGAGUAGAAGAUUUAUGAUUAUUUAAAUGCAAGAUAUAUAAUAGUAAUAAGAGAAAAUGAGUAACACAGAAUAAACAAAUAAAAAACAAGGUUUAAAAGAUCAUGAAAUAUUGGCUUAUAUCGCAUUUAAAAUCACAUUAAACCAAACUAUCUAUACAUUAUUGACAUCGAUUUGUAAAUAAAACCCUGAAAAUGAGUUGUAUACCUUUGAUUUAAUUGGGCAUUUCUUAGAACAUUGCAGAUAUAUCCCUGAGGCAAUCAAAUGUAUGAUUUCAAUUAUUGGAAACAAUCCAGAACUGCUCUAACAAUUAUCAUUGAAUAUGAAACUUGAUUAUAUUCCUAAGGAGUAGGAUUUUUUUGAGCCAGAAGAAGAAAAAAUGUAACUUCAUCAUAAUAAAAUCUAAAAUAAUUUCCUUAUUUUCUUCUUAAAUCUUUUAGAAACAGAUGAACAAGCACACAAAGCGGAUUUUCUAACUUUCUUGAGAGAAAUGUGUAUUUACAAUUCCUAAGGUAUCAAUUCAAAUUAGGAGGCAAUUUACAAAUUGCUAAAGAAGCAUAAUCAUAAAAAGAUAUAAUUAAUCAAGGAUCGUGAAGAUCCUGAUAAGAUAUCCCUGAAAGAUGGCAAAUUAGUUAUCCCAUUCAAAUUAUAGAAUGACCCUAAAGAAAUGUAUUUUAUAAAUGAGCAAUUGUAAUUUUAUGCUGAUGUAUCUUACGGGAGAAAUUACUUAUGGAAAUAAGAGUUAGAAUAAUACUUUAGUAAAGACUUUUUGUUUCAGAAUAUUUGGUAAGAGGAUGGUAAUCGAACUUAUGCAGUGCUUUAAGCAGCCUUGUGUAAAAUUGCUAUGAGUCUUUAUAUUGAUCAUGAUCCACUCAAUAAAGUUUAAUUGCCUAAAUACUGUAAUCUUUUUAAAAGUAUUGACAAGGCAAAUGAAGCUCAACAUAUGGGGUUGUAUACUUCUUUAAUUGAAGAUCUAUUCAAAUAUUUACAAGAUAAUAAACAAUAAAUAGUAUUGGCUCUUGAUACUAAAGACAGUGGAGAUAACAAUAAAGAUUAUGAUAUGUUAGAGGCAAAUGAUGAAAAGAGUUUAUUGAUUAAUGAAUUACUUUACAAUUCUUGUUAGAUGAUGUUAUUAGUAUUAGAAUUGGAUGUAUUUUUACUUUUAGAUAAGGAACCAAAUUAAUACUAUAAAUAAAUAAUUGAUAUUGUUAUUCAUUAUUUUUUUUAUGAUUUUACCUAGUUGCCUUUGAUGAAGAGUGUAUAUAAGGUAUAAAAAUCAGAAAUCACUCAAAGAAAAGAAAGAAAAGAAGUAAAUCCUUUAGGAAUUGGUUUGAAUUUAGGAGCUAAUCUUAUAAGCAUGGCUAAUCCAAUGAAUAUAGGGUUGAAUCUAAAUCUGUUUGGAUCGGAUGAAGAAUAGAAGUCAGAAUCAGACGAUGAUGAAUAAAUUGAUGAGGGUAUUGUGGAUGAUGUUUAAAUGUACACUAAUCCCUUGAUGAGAGGGUUUAUCAAAUUAGAGAAUGAACUCCAGAGUACCUUAUUAACAAGAGAAGAAACUGGAUCAAGUCAAUUAGAGAUUAAAAUCAAAUUGACUCUCUGUGAUGUAAUGGAUAGAUUCUUAGAUAUGAGGCAAAAUUAUCUGAUGUUGAAUUGUUUGUCUUUUUUCAAGAAGUAAAUCAUUGAAAAAAUGCAAGAAGGGAUUCAAUAAUUGAAAUUUUCUAAAGAUGACGCAUCUUAAGAAUAAGAAGAGACUAAAAUAUUAAUUUUUGUUUAGAGGAAGACAGAAUCAAAUUUAUUGGGAUUGAUGCCAAAUAUAGCUAAAACUGGUUUAAAAGAAGUGGAUGAAAAAGAAGAGAAACAAGAUGCUUUUGGUAUAGGAGCAUUAAACUUUUUAAAUAAAUUAGCUGAAACAAAACCAGAAUCUGAAGAAUUCAAAGUUUUUACUUAGAAUGAAAUGCUGAUCUAUGAUUUGGAUUAAUACUUCUCAUUAAAUUUACCUUAAGAAGACAUUAGCAAGAUAAAUAACCCUAUUGGAGUAGUUUUGCCAUAUUUAUUUACAAACUUUUCUUAAAUUCACGAGGAAGAAUUAGAAAAGAGAUGUUUGGCUAUUAUUAUGAGAUUAUUUAAUUAGAGAGAAGAGCUUUGUAAUAAUCUCUUAAAGUUGUAACUUGUAAGUGAUCCAAUUAAAAGUAGACUCUAUGAAUUCCUUAGUGAAAAUUUGUAGAGAUCUGAGGUUUGGCUUGCAGAAUAUAUUAAAUCCUAAAAAUAAGACGAUCUAGAGGAAACCUUAGAAAUAAUAGAUAAUUUUAGAUAGGGGUUUUUUAAGGAUACUUAAAUAUCUUCUAAAAUCAUUUCCGGAACUUAAGAGAUUGAUGCUGAGAAAUAGAACUUAAUGAAUGCUUUAAAGAUUCAUUUGCCUAUUUUAAAUUUAAUAAGAGAUCAAAUGUCAGCUUUGGAUUUCCAUCUUGAAAACAUCAAAAAUAUUUAAAGAAAGUAAAGGUUGGCUUAAUUGUUUAUAUAUGCAUUUUAAUUUUUAACAUAUUUUUGCAGGAAUAACCAUGAAAAUUAGAUAGUGUUAUCAUAGUACAUAUCUUAUUUUGAAAACAUGCAUUUAGAAGUAGGAUAGAUACCAUUAAUUUGCGAAAUUUAUAAAGACAAUCAAAAACUAUUGACUUCUAUAAAUAGGAAUGACAGAGUGUUCCACAAAUUUGUCGAGCUGAUUUAUUAAAGUGGAAGAAAAGCACAAUUCUUGGACUUUUUCCUAACCAUAAUAAAAUAAGGAAAUAAAUAUAUCUUUGAUAAUUAAUUGCUUGUUUUGAAUACUUUCUUAGAAAAAGAAGAAUUAUUGUUUACUGAAAAGAAUGAAUUCGUCUUUGAGGGUGAUAUUUAAUUGCAUUAAUCAGACUUUCUAACAGAUUUAGCAUCUAAUCCUCCUAUGAAUUAACCAUUUCUUUAUCAUGCAAAGUUAUUGGAUUUAUUAUUGUAAUGUACUUAAAUUCAAGUCCUUGAAGGUGAUUAGAAGGAUAAUUUUACAAUAAAUGUUGCAAAAUUGAAAAAGAAAUUUUCAGCUCAAUACAUGAUAUAAUUAUUGUGUAAACCAGAUUCUUUAUGCAGCAGAAAUCCUUCUCUGCAGGAAUAAGGAUUUGGAUUAAUUAAGAAAUAAUUAUGGAUUUUCUUUAUGAACGUACAUAUCACUAGUGAGAAGAGUCAAAACUUUUUGAAGGAAAUCAAGAAUGAUUUAUUAAAUAUGAUAGAUUUUGAGAUAAAGAGAUUGGAACAUAUCUAAUUUGAUCACUAAUAAUUGAGAUACUUUGAUUUCUUAAUUGAAGCUGUAAUACCAUUAUUUACAACUUAUUUGAUUAGAAAAAAUAUAUCAGUUCAUUAGGAUGAAGAUGAAGAUGGACAUGAUUAAGAAUAAAAGGAUAUUGCAGCAUUUUAAGCAUUUGCUAAGACAUUAUCGUCUAAAAUAUUACAUCUUGGUAAAUAUGUUAAUAGAAAAAAGCAUGUUUCUGUGUUAAUUGCUUUUUAUUCUUAUUUUCCAUUAACUAUUAUGGGAAAAGUGUGUUAGUCUGUUUCAGGGUAAUCAAAACUGAUGGAAGAUCUUGGGGAAUUUAAUGGUUUCAGAGAUGUAUUGUCUAAUAUUCAGGCUGGAGCUAAUGAUAAUUAUUAGUCAGAUUUGAACGAAUAAGUAAUUCAUUUACAAAGUGGAAUUUAAUAAAGUCAUGGGGAUCAUCAUACCCCGAAAACAAUUUUCUAAAGCAAUAAUGUUAAAUCUAAGAUAGGUAUUAUGUCAGCACUUUCAUCGAAUAAAAAAUAAAAGGAGGAACCUCUUAUUGAAUUUGAGUCAGCGGAGAUUGAAAAAAUCUCAGGGAGUUGGGAAGAAUUUGUUAAUCAAUUAUGCUUAAGUGAUAAAAGUAAAAAUUAUGUCUAGGAUGAAUUGCAAAAGUUAUCCGAGGCUAUUGUUAAAUUUGAAUAGUAUUUUGGAAAUCCGAGUGACAAAAACGACAAGAAUGAAAAGAUUUUAAAAGUUGAAUAUGUAAUACUAUUAAAGAAAUUUAUUAAUUUUUUAAGCUAUGCCAUAAAUAGCAGUUAAAAUAAUAAAACCAUUAUAACUUUGUUAGGUGUUUUGAGAAAGGUGAUUGAAGGAAAACCUAAGGAAGAAUAAAAAGAAAAAGUUGAAGUUGAAGGAGAAAACAACGAAAUGGAAGAUGUGCAAAACUUAUUUAAUAAAUUAGGAGCUACUAGAAUGGUAUUAACAGUCUUAAGUGAAUCAAUUAUUCUUGAUGGAGAAAUGUUAAGAAAUUUCUUAUUGUUUAUAAAUACUUUACUAUCAGGAGGCAACAAUAAAGUAUAAAAAACUAUAUUUGAAUUUAUGAAGACUUAUCCAAAAAGUGAAGUCAUCUUUAGUAGAUUAAACAAUGUCAUUCAGGCAUAAAUCAAAUAAAUCACAAACAAAGAAAAAGAUAAAAAAACUGAAGAAUAAUAAUUGGGGAAUUUACCUUCUUAAUAAUAAGAGGAUAAUGUAUAAGAAUUAAAAUAGCAAUAAGAUUUGGAAUUGUUAUUGACUCAGGUCUUAAAAUUCUUAUAAAAUUGUUGUGAGGGACAUUAUCUAGAUCUAUAAAAUUAUAUUCGUUAAUAAACAAAUUCAAGAAACUCAUUUAAUAUGAUCAACUAAGUAGCAGAGUUAUUACUAACUUAUUACUAUAAAGAUAGAGCACAAUAUGAAAAUAUGGUUCUGUGUCUAGAUACAUUAAAUGAGUUAGUUUAAGGUCCAUGUCCUGAAAAUUAAAUAGCAGUUGCUGAUUCUAAAUUCUUUGAAAUAGCCUCAGAUUUAUUUGGAUAAAAAAAAGAGAAGGAUAGCACUGGUAAAACUUAAAUAAUGAUAUCAAAUAUAAAGACAUCAAAAACUUAAAAUAAUAAAAUGAUGACAUCUAAAACCGGUCGAUAUCAAAAAUAACAGAAGGGAUCUGAUUUAAAAAUUUGGUAAAUUGAAAGAAUGCAAACCAAAUGUUUAAUUUUGAUUCUAUCCUUAAUUGAAAUGAGAGAAAUAUCAGAUUCAAAUCCAAUUAUCAAAAGAAUAAUGAGACAUUUGACACCGCCGUUAUUAGAAAAACAUAUGGUAAGUUGUUUUCAUAAAUAUGAAAAAUAAUGUAAAGAAGGCUAUUAGAUUGAAGUCCUAGAUAGAAUUAAGGAAGACCCAGAAUCUGCAAAACAAGAAGAUAAAGUAAAAGAAGAAUAAUAUUAUGAAUUAAUAUUGUAAAAAGGCUUUUAUAUCUAUUUCUUAAUGAGUUAUUAUAUGGAAUCUGAGAAGAAUGUAGAAAAUUCAUUUGUUUAGAUGUAUAGAGCCAAUACUAGAAAGAAAUUAAAGCAAGACAAAGGCACUUUAGAAGAUUUGCUAUUCGGAGAUAAUAUAAUAGGUCAAUUAGUCAGUUUUGUGAUGUCAUUCGCUAACAGUUGGAUUGACUUAAUGAAUCAAAUUAAGAAAGAAGCUCAAAAGUAGAUGGCUACUUAGGCUUAGACAAGCGAGCAAUAAGAGAAAUAAGAUAGAGAAAGAAGAGCAGAAAAAGAAAAAAUGAAGAGGAGAGCAUUUGAUUUUUUCUAUAAAAACAGUGCAUCCAUAGAAGUUGUUAGGAACAAUGAGAUAGAAAUUGUGUAUUUUCUACUCUUACCAUAUACUCAUAAUUUACCUAAAGAAUAGAAGGUAGAAUUUCAUGAAAAUGUCGAUAGAUCAUCUACUAAAUCAAAGGUUUAAUUUUUAGUUUAAGAAUCAGAAAGGUUAACCGAAAUAUGUGAGCAUGAGGAACAAUUAAGACGAAUAUUCUAAAGAUAGAAGUUUCUAGCUUUGUUUGCCAAUUAUGUGAAAUUAUGGAAGGAUUUGGCAUUUUUAUUUACCUUAUUAUUAAAUCUAUUUAUAAUAGGAUCAUUUGCCCAAAAUGAAUCAGGGAAUAGAAUAACAGAUUUUAGAUUAUUUAGAGAUGAAUAGUAUUCACCCCAACAAACUAGAAAUAUUUUUUUGAUUUGCGGUACUAUUAUGGCUUGUUGUUCAAUAUUUGUUGUUUCUUUCUUUUUGUUUAAGAAUGCUCCAUUAAUUAUUAAGAAAGCAUGGAAAACCAAAUUACCAUUUGAAGAUAAGUUUACUUAUUGGCCUAUACAAUUGAUCUACAAGAUAUUUAAAUUGUUAGCAGUGUUGUUUUAUAUUCUAAAAGAGAUAGAAGUCGUUUAUUAUUUAGCUUAUGGUGCCUUGGCUGUAAUUGGAACAGUAUUACAUCCUUUCUUCUUUAGUUUUCAUUUAACAGAGAUAUUAAUCCGUUAUCCAACUUUGAAGAAUGUUAUUCGAUCCGUUUGGGAACCUAAAUAAUAAUUAGGACUUACAUUGGUACUUUUCGUAAUUCUUGUGUAUGUGUAUGGUCUUAUUGCCUAUACAUUCUUCUUUGAAGAUUACAAAGGGAAAUGUUAGUCCACAUUGUUUUGCUUCCUAUUUACAUUUGAUUGGACAUUUAAAGCUAAUGGUGGAGUUGGGGGGUACUUGUCUGAUUUGGAAGAUGAGGAUGUAGUUGAAAAGUAUCGUGUAAGUAGAUUUGUAUUCGAUAACACCUCAAAUAUUUUCUUAGUUAUUAUCAUGGUUAAUAUCGUGGCAGGUAUUAUUAUUGAUACAUUCGGGUCUUUAAGAGAGGAGGAAAGUGAUAAGGUUAGGGAUAUUGAAGAUAAAUGUUUUAUUUGUGGAAAUCUUAAAACUACGUUUGAUAGAUUAACAGAUACAGCUUCAAUGGGCGGAGGUUUUGAUCAUCACAUUAAAGUUAAUCAUUAUAUGUGGAAUUAUGUUUUCUUUAUGGCUUAUCUCAAAUACAAAGAUCCCACAGAUUAUACUGGAAUUGAGUAAUUUGUUUGGGAAAAAAUAUAGAAGAAAGAUCUAACAUGGUUUCCAUUCAAUAAAGCUAGAGAAUUACAAAAUAUUAAGUAGGAUGAGGAAGAAGAAUCUAAAAAGAUUGAACGUAUUUCUAAAGAUAUUGUCAAUAUCGUGGAUACUAUGAGAUAAGCAAGUUAAAUGUUGAAUUCCAUUAAAAAUAGAAAAAAAUUAAGGAAUGCUGCUAAAUAACCUGCUGAUAUGUUAUGA
Messenger RNA from Paramecium tetraurelia, 7560 nucleotides. RefSeq lists its product as uncharacterized. Gene Ontology annotation, biological process: calcium ion transmembrane transport. The record is from RefSeq and is a predicted model, not a curated record. The transcript has 5 exons. Gene Ontology annotation, molecular function: calcium channel activity. Gene Ontology annotation, cellular component: membrane. NCBI's taxonomy places the organism in Eukaryota, Ciliophora, Oligohymenophorea, Peniculida, Parameciidae.